Molecule: messenger RNA, 507 nt
Organism: Magnusiomyces paraingens
Lineage: Eukaryota; Fungi; Ascomycota; Dipodascomycetes; Dipodascales; Dipodascaceae
Exons: 1
Coding region: 1-507 (168 amino acids)
Cellular component (GO): mitochondrial inner membrane peptidase complex; membrane
Molecular function (GO): serine-type endopeptidase activity
Source: RefSeq, a predicted model, not a curated record
AUGACUAUAAUAGCAACAACAAGAAGAAGCCUUUCGUGGGCUCUCCGCAUAGGCUGCGCAGUGCACGUCAUCCAUACCUUUUUCUACGAGAUCUCUGAAACCCAGGGUGAAUCCAUGCUGCCGACACUCAACUACUCGGGUGACUUUGUACACACAAACAAACUUUGUGCACGCGGCCGUGGGUGUCAGGUCGGCGACAUGAUUGUGGCCUUAAAGCCUACAGACCCAGCCCAACGUGUGUGCAAGCGUAUAACAGGUAUGCCUGGAGAUAUUAUAGCUGUGGACCCAAGUGUGGACUUUAAGGAAAACAGAGGAAAGGAACCAGCGUAUAUUAAAGUUCCUGAAGGGCACUGUUGGGUCACCGGUGAUAACUUGUCAAGAAGCUUGGAUUCGAGAUCUUACGGCGUGUUACCAUUAGGACUAGUCAAGGGAAAAAUAGUGGCAGUCAAUACGCGAGAUGGAGCGUUUCAAUGGUUGGGUAAUUCUUUAAAGCCUGCUGAAGAUUAA